Molecule: messenger RNA, 321 nt
Organism: Malassezia sympodialis ATCC 42132
Lineage: Eukaryota; Fungi; Basidiomycota; Malasseziomycetes; Malasseziales; Malasseziaceae
Gene: RSM19
Exons: 4
Coding region: 1-321 (106 amino acids)
Biological process (GO): translation; ribosomal small subunit assembly
Cellular component (GO): ribosome; mitochondrial small ribosomal subunit
Molecular function (GO): structural constituent of ribosome; RNA binding
Source: RefSeq, a predicted model, not a curated record
AUGUUCAGCUCGGCGGUGCGCGCCUCGCGCUCGGCAUGGAAGGGUAAGUACAUGGCGCAGAAGCGCAUCACCGCUGUGGUGCAGCGUCCCUUCUUCGUGCCCUUCCCGAACUUGCAGCAGGCCUUGAAGAACAACACGCCUAUCCGCACGAAUGCGCGGAGCUGCACCAUCCUUCCGAACUUUGUGGGACUCAAGUUCCUUGUGCACAACGGCAAGCACCACCUGCCCGUGACGAUUACCGAAGAAAUGGUCGGCCACAAGCUCGGCGAGUUUGCCGUCACGCGGAAAAAGUUCAGCUACCGUCUUACGAAGAACAAGUAA